Dichotomopilus funicola is the source of this 2226-nucleotide messenger RNA. RefSeq lists its product as uncharacterized. Lineage: Eukaryota; Fungi; Ascomycota; Sordariomycetes; Sordariales; Chaetomiaceae. Bases 1 to 2226 code for a protein of 741 amino acids. The record is from RefSeq and is a predicted model, not a curated record. The transcript has a single exon.
AUGAAUCCGACUUCUUACUUCGGCCGCGCCGAGAGCGAUGGCCGUCGCCUCGGCGCGGAUUUCGACCUGCUCGCGAAAUGGACGAAAGCCUGUUCCGUCGACCCGCCGAUUCACUCUUACUACCUGACCCAACUCUCACCAGAAGAUCGUGCUCAGCUCUUCACAGGCCCCGCCCAGGAUUUCCGAUUGGAGCAAGGCCCUGACAACACCGUGAAGCUCGAGACACUUGAGGAUGAAGUUUCCCGCCUGGACCCGGCGAUCAUCGAGAUGAUAAAGUCAAAAAAUUACCAGAGGUCCGAAGCUCGCCACCUCGAGCUCCUGAACGAGAUUGAAGAUGCCCAGGACGAGGCAGGUGGCGCCCAUGCUAUGGCCUUAGCCCAUGCGCUUAUGCAGGGGAUGGAUGGCCCUCCUGCUGAGGAGCUUGCUGAUAAAGUUUCCGAGCGGAUUCUUGAUGCCGCGGGUGCCAAAGUUUGGGCCCGCUGGAGGAGUGCCCGGGAUGAGCGUCUGAGGACACCGGACAAUCAGAACCACACGUCGCCCGACCCAGCCAGCCCCGAGCCUCAGCAUAUUUCCGUCACCACACUGCUUGACGGUACAGAAACAAGCGAUAGCAGCGAUGCAACCCCGGGCCGCCGCAGCGCCACCAAGAAGAAGCGAAAGCAAGGUGUAGCAGUUCGUACCAGUUUUUCGCCUAGUCCGAUUGAGACUACCCAUUCGAAUCAAAUCCAUGGCACCAAGAUUCACCGCAACGGCUACGCCGCCCCUGGGCCCCCGCAGCUUCAAUUUGGAGCCAAUCUCAACACACCUCAGCAAAAGUUGGCCUCGUCAAUUUUCUCGCCUUCGAGGACUGUUCCCGAUUACGGAAGUGAGACGUCCACCGAGUCCACUACUCAUUGGAAUAGUCCGACCUAUUCGGCCAAUGACAGCCCGUCUUCUCCGGAUUUAGACUCCGAGGUCGAUUUUCUGGGUGAGGCCGAUGGAGGUGUAGCGUUGCUACCCAUGAGCCUCAGCGAGGAGCUGGGUCUCUACGACUCCUCCAAUUCAGCGACUCCCACCCCUGCGUCGCGGGUCACACACAGCCCCUUCGCUCAGACUUCCGAAGGCCUUCUUGGUGCCGGUUUGAAACAAGCCUUCUUCAAUGUACCCACCAACAUCAACAGCAUCUUGAUGAAUAACUUUGUUCUUACAUCUAACCCUGCUGCGGUCACGGACCCAUUUAUUACUCCCCAGGUUGUUCAUGAACCUGCCACAGAGCAGAGCGACCGGGAGACCUCGAGUCCGUUCUCGCCAAACUCGAAGGCCGCCGCCAAAUAUGCGGUCGCAUCCGAGCAGCCUUGGAUGGGUUUCACAUGCUACGAAGUUCCGACUCGGCUUAGCAACGAUCAGCUUGCCCCCAAGUACUGGACUACGAAGCGUGGGAAGGAGCGCUACAUUCGUCACAAGCUUGGUGAAUUGAAGCUCGAUGACGCCAAGCUGCUCUCUGACCGAGGUACCGGUUCUGUCGCGCGCAACCCUGUCCAUGUGUUCGUCGAUAUGUCGAACAUCAUCAUUGGCUUUUACGACACGAUGAAGGAGGCCCGCGGCAUGUCCAUCAACAAACGUGUCAUGGCUCCUGCAUUUUCGUUCAAGAACUUCCACACGAUUCUCACUCGCGACCGAAAUGUCGCGAAGAAGGUCGUUGCUGGUUCUGUGGCCAACUCCUACAACAAGCCUUGGCCCGAGUAUAUGGUUCGGGCCGAGGAGUUGGGGUAUGAAAUGAAUAUUUUGGAGCGCGUCCCGAAGCCGUCUUCGCCUAUUCGCAAGCGCAAGACGAAGUCUGGGGUUCGGGAAAUGGAUGCGCCUACGUCUGGGGCUGACACCUCGGGCGAGGACUGUUUCGCGAAGCCAGCAAAGGGCGGCCCGGUCAAGCACGGAGAACAGGGUGUGGACGAAUUGCUCCACCUCAAGAUCCUUCAGAGCGCCAUGGACACCCAGAAACCCGCCACAAUGGUUCUCGCCACUGGCGAUGCUGCCUCUGCGCAGUACUCGGACGGCUUCAAGAAGAACAUCGAGCGUGUUUUGGACCAUGGCUGGAACAUUGAGCUUUAUGGCUGGAGUCGGAAUAUCUCGUCGGCUUGGCGGGAGCCUGAGUUUUCGGAGGCCUGGGGCCACAAGUUCAAGAUCAUCGAGCUGGAUGAGUAUUGCGAGGAACUUUUUGACAUGACCAUCGAGUCAUUGGAGGCUUAG